AGAAAACAAAAGCCUCGCAGGAAGUAAGAGGCCGCGCCUGCGCACUGGCGCUCGGACGCGCCGGGCACGCGGCAGCCGGGCGACGCGAGCGCGCAGCCGCGGAGUGGAGCGAGAUUAGAGCGCAGCAGCGUCGCCAAGUAGUUGGAGCCCGUUUGGAGACAGAAGCGCGCGGAAACCCUAAAGAGGAUUUGUUGGCAAAAUCACUGAGUUGGAGCGGCUCCUCCCCCGCGCUGGGCCGGAACCGCCUUAAUUACUAAUUUCUCGCUCUCUCUCUCUGUCUCUGUCUCUGUCUCUGUGUCUCUCCAUCUCCCGUCCUCACCCUCCUCUCUCUCUCGCUCUCUCGCUCUCUCUGUGCGUGUGUGCGUCUUGCGUCCAGCCCGGAUCACGGAGGUGGACCGAACCGGACUUGUUUGUUGUUGUUGCUGAUUUUUCAUCGCCAUUAUUUAUUCCCCAACUUUCGGCAGCGAGGCGCCACCGGGCAUGGAGGACGCGAAAGAGCCGCCGACCGUGCAGCGGUCCUCCUCCUUCAGCAUCAAGAGCCUGCUGCUGCCCUCCAAGUGCGAGCGCGCCGCCGCCGAGUCCGCCUCCUCCGCCGCCGGGGCCGGGACCGGGGUCUCGCCGGCCUCCGACUCGGACCGCUCCCUGGAACCGCCGGACCCCGAGAAGCCGGCCAAGCUCGAGGAGGGUGAGGAGGAGGAGGAGGAGGAGGAGGAGGAGGAGGGCAGCGCCAAAGCCGCCCCGGAGCAGAACAGCACCACCGGCACCAAGAGCGGCAAGUUCGACAAGCCGCCCUUCAGCUACAACGCGCUGAUCAUGAUGGCGAUCCGCCAGAGCCCCGAGAAGCGGCUGACGCUGAACGGCAUCUACGAGUUCAUCAUGAAGAACUUCCCCUACUACCGCGAGCACAAGCAGGGCUGGCAGAACUCCAUCCGCCACAACCUCAGCCUCAACAAGUGCUUCGUCAAGGUGCCGCGCCACUACGACGACCCGGGCAAGGGCAACUACUGGAUGCUGGACCCCAGCAGCGACGACGUCUUCAUCGGCGGCACCACGGGCAAGCUGCGCCGGCGCUCGGCCACCUCCCGCGGGAAGCUGGCCAUGAAGCGCGGGCUGCGCUUCGCUCCGCUCGGCCUGGGGAUUAACGAGCGGCCCAACAACCCGCUGUACUGGCAGAUCUCGCCCUUCCUCUCCCUGCACCACCACCACCACCACCACCCGCACUACAACGGCUCGUCGCCCGGCUUCCUCAACCAGACGGCCGGCUACGGCUCGCUGCUGCCGGCCGUGGAGCAGCUGAGCAACGGGGACUUGGGGCGCUCCAUUCUCGGCGGCUCGGCCGCGGGGGCUCUGGGCUUGACGAACACUUACGGGAUGAGCACGUCUCCGGUCGGGCUGCUCUCCGGACAGACUGCGGGUUACUUUGUCUCAGGGAGUCAGCACGCGGGCGCGCCGGGCGGAGCGCCUCCGCCGCCGCCGCCGCCGCCGCACCUCCAGCAGGGCGCGGCGAGCUUCGGCGGCCUGGCGAGCAGCAGCUCCACGGCCCUGCUUUCGGACUCGCUGAGGAACAGCUCGCUGCCGCCGGCCUUCUCCCCGGGGGUGUCGGCCAGCUUCCCCGGGGUUCUGUCCCACCAAAAGCGGGUGACCCCGAACGCGUUCCUGAACUGAGGCGCACGCCGCAUGCGGGCGAGGACUGACCGACAUCAGCGGCUCAGGAGAAGGAGAAGGGACACGCUGGUUUCCUGGCGAAAAAGGGAGAAAGUUUUGUUGCCUGCGGGCCGACAACUGUAAACUAGACUUGCCAAAGGUAACUAACUAUAUUUCAGACUAUUUAUAUCUUGUACAAAGAUCUUCGCUGGCUUGAGUCUUUUAUUUAUGUUUUGUAUUUAUUGUACAAUGUAUUUAAAGUCUAUUUGUUGUCGUAGACUCGUCAGUAUGGACUCGGACUAUUUAUGGACUUGUCAGACAAUCGCUCGCGCGCGCGCGCUCUCGUUCAAAUGACUCAUGAAGCCUUAAAGUGAGCAGGAGCCAGGUGGGAGGAAACCCGAGCCUCCAGAUCAUAUCUACUCAGGUCAGAGCCGGGACAUCCCAACGCCUCACCACCCGCUCCGCGGAAACCCCUUCUCUCUAUUCAACGAUGAACAACUGCACUUUGCCCGUUUUUUUAUUUAUUUUUCUCUCACUUGGCGUGAGGGCGUGUGCGCGCGGGCCCAAACUCACCGGCGCCGCGCGCGGAGGCCUCCGCGGGCUGCAGCGACCUUCGCUUGCUGCUUCAGCAGGAAGGAGGCUGGCGCACGCGCACGCACCGAUUGCGUCGAUUUGUCUGAUGUUUGCCGACAAUUGUGGUGAAAUAUUCCAAGUGGAGCCAGACGCAGUGCUUCAUCUGCGAGCGCCAACGUUAAAACUGCUGCUUCAACUGCAAACACCAAUAAAUGUUGGGAAAAUAUUUAUCCAAAAAUAUUUUUAAAUAAAAUAUUUUUUUCAAGACGAAAAGCUUUUUAUUAUUCAUCGUAGAAUAUCAAGGGCUACGCCAAGACCCAAAACCAAGUAGCGACAUUAAACCACGAGGACGAGAAAAAAUGUUUUCCAACUGGGACGACACAGUUGUUUUUAUAAUGCAGGAGAAAUUACGCUUGAAAUUUAGACAGCCGCAUUUGAAUUUAUUGCGCCCGAAGUUGUGACUAUAAAUCCGUCAGGAGGCAGAUCUGAAUCUCAAAUGACUCGUGUUGAACUCUUUCAAGUGUAACUCAGGAAACAAAGGUCCCUCUUUUCCCUCUCUUUUCUUAAAAACACAACUGAAUAAACCCAAUCAAUUAUAUGGCCACAAUACCGUUUUAACAGCUGUUUUACGGAGGACAACUGAGCCUCUGCUGAGAACGAUUUGAUCGAUACAUUUGGACUUUUGUGAGAAAAUAUAAUGUCAUUUUGAACGCUGAUAUUUCCACCACCAUUUUCGAAACAGCAACAGUGAGGUCAAAUUGCGCCACGACUGAAAGGCGCGUGAUUCACGGAAAUCGACGACUCCCAACCACCGUUUUCGUAACUCGGGUGUCGCCGCUCUCCAAGUGAGCGCUGUGUUCAGGUCCCGACAUCCGUCCCUUCACCACAAUCCAGGUCAGGAGUGGAACUCCGUAUGGCUCAGAACUUCAUGUCACACUGACCCAGUUCAAAGUGCGCGGCGAGCCUGGCCUCGUUCACAUGCUGGUGAAAACCGUGUGAAGGAGAGGAAGCACAAACUGGACCGGUCCAGUCCGAUUCCAUUCCAAACCCGUCAGCAGACAGAUUAAUGAUAAUAAAAAAAAUAAAAAAAAAUAAAAAAAACAUGGAGAAACAUUCUCUCGGUCACCGGCGAGUUUUAUUUUAUUUUAUUUCAAAUGGAUUUUUGCACGUUUGUCUUUAGCAUUCACCUGUUUGGCACCUGUGUUUUGUUGCUGUUUGUUUUUCAGAAGAGCUGAUUAAAAGUGAUGAAUGAA
Molecule: messenger RNA, 3470 nt
Organism: Synchiropus splendidus (mandarinfish)
Lineage: Eukaryota; Metazoa; Chordata; Actinopteri; Syngnathiformes; Callionymidae
Gene: foxg1b
Product: forkhead box G1b
Exons: 1
Coding region: 481-1665 (394 amino acids)
Biological process (GO): regulation of transcription by RNA polymerase II
Cellular component (GO): nucleus
Molecular function (GO): sequence-specific double-stranded DNA binding; DNA-binding transcription factor activity
Source: RefSeq, a predicted model, not a curated record